UUAAAGAGGUAUUGAUGAAGUAACGGAACCGGGGCAGCGGUUGCCAAAAAGUUGUUUUGUCGAAAGGCUUUGAGAUAUUACGAAAGUUUAUGAUUGUAAAAGAUGAUUCCCAGGGUGUAGUGUUUGAGAAGAAGAAGACUUAUUAUAGAAAACUUAUUUUCCUCUGCGUCAUGCUUUCCAAUCAAAGGCCGCCGCCAGGUGACAGAGGGAAACUUGGAGUCCGUUAUUUUCGAUGAAACGACACUGACUGGAUUGAUUAAAUGGAGGCGGAGUAACACUUUAAAUGAGGAGAUGAAUUUCGGUGUCCCCGCUAAUUCGCUGCUGCUUUUCCGUGCCUGCGACGAGGGGGACUAUGAAACCGCCCGGGGCAUCCUGGAGCCCGGAGCCUCGAAAGAGUCCGGGCGGCAGAGCAGGCUGCGGUCAGAAGCGGGGUCGGAGUGCAAUACCGCGGACAUGUUGUCUAUGGUACCGGUGGACUGUACGGACGAGGAGGGGAACACCGCCCUACAGUUUGCGUCGGCCAGCGGUCAUGAGAACCUGGUCCGGUUUUUGUUGCGAAAGGGGGCCUCGGUGGACAGCCGAAACAACUACGGCUGGACCCCGCUGAUGCAGGCUGCUAGGUUUGGUCACCUGACUGUCGCCCACAUCCUGUUGGAGAACGGGGCAGAGAUUAAUGGGCGGAACAGGCUAGGUGCGAGUGUUCUGACCAUGGCGGCCCGUGGGGGACACGCUCAUGUAGUCAAGCUACUCCUGGAGACCGGUGCCCACGUUGACGACUAUGAUCAUCUGGCUGUUGCUGCGGAGGAGGCAGUCUCAAAUGGCAACAACAACAACAGCUGCAGCGCGGCUGGUUUUAGAGGAAGUGAAGGCUGUCAAGGAGGAGGCAGAGUAUUCAUGGACAUCAUAGCCCUGAUGGUGGCAUCUCAGCAUGGCCACGAGGCGUCAGUCCGCCUGCUGCUAGAAUGGGGCUCUGAUGUCAACUUUUCCCAGAAGACCACUGGCUGGGGACCACUAAUGGUGGCCACCCUCAGUGGGAAGGUGGCUGUGACUCAGCAGCUGGUGGAGCGUGGAGCUGACCCAGACAGGGUCAAUGUUCUGUCCAAGACAGCCUUUGAACUAGCCAUGCAGCUUAAGCAGAGAGACAUCAAGGCCUACCUGGACUCCAUCACCACGGUCCGACCCCAGACAGAUGACGAUAGAAGAAGACCAGAUGUGUUCAGUGCUCUCAAGUUGGGAAAUUCCCAACUAGUCAAGGAGAUCUUGGAGGAGGAUCCUACUCAGGUGAAUUCAUCUAAUCAGGAGGGAGCGUCACCUCUCAUGAUGGCAGCAGUGAGUGGUCAGCUGGAAGUGGUGCAGCUGAUGGUGGAGAAGAACGCCGACAUAGACAAACAGGAUGGUGUUCAUGGGUGGACAGCUUUAAUGCAGGCCACCUAUCACGGUAAUAAAGACAUUGUCAAGUACCUGUUGAGUCAAGGGGCUGAUGUCAACCUUCGGGCUAAGAACGGAUACACGGCCUUUGAUUUGGUUAUGUUGCUGAACGACCCAGACACAGAGUUGGUGCGUCUGUUAGCAUCCGUGUGUAUGCAAGUAGACAAGGACAAGUCGAAACACCGCGGCAGAGCCUUAAUGACUUGCUCCAAAAGCCGACAGUCCCUCAACAACGUCCCCGUGCCGCCUGACGACAAGGGAAGCCUUAAGUCCUGGUGGAGUCGGAUGUCCAAUCGGUUCCGGCGGCUUAAGCUGACUCACACCCUGCGGCACGGCCUUUCAUCCAACCGCCUGGCUCCAUUUCCUGACGAUGCUGAAACUUCGUUGGAUGCCACGAUGAAGGCCAAUAGAAAGCCUGCUGCGGUGUCCAAUGGGGCGCUGGCACCAUCUCCUGCCCUGGGGGCGAAUGACGCCAGCACUGCCCGGCCGGUCAAGAGCAAAGAUACUGGUCUUUGCAGGGCAUCGUCAGAAAAGGAGGACUUUCUUAUAACCACCAUGCUCAGAAGUGGUGCGCCACUGACCCGGCUGCCCAACGAUAAACUAAAAGCGGUGAUCCCCCCCUUCCUGCCUCCGUCCAACUUUGAACCGUGGAGCUCGGACCGCUCGCGUCUACUCGGGGAUGGAAAGAGCGAAGCGCCCCGCUUGCCCAUGCCCCCCCAGAGGAAGCUGAACAGCAGUGGGAACUCUGAUAUUACGUCCAUCAGCCGUGUGGUCAGCAGGUCCAUUAAGUUUCCCAGCAUCCCCAAGGGGCCUUCCUCCUCCUCUCCUUCCAACUCUGGUCACUACCACUCCCCCCACUCCUCUGGAGGCUCCAAUGGAGUGGCAGGGAUCAACCGGGACUGUCACAACCGUUCAGGGGGCAGUGCAGACAGUGUUCUCUCCCAGAUAGCAGCCCAAAGGAAGCGAGCAGCAGGCCUGAUAGAGGUGAAGGCCCAGGCUCCAGAGAAACAGAGCCACCCUUCACUGCUACCCCCAGCAGCCGGUCUGCCGCUGCCUGACAUAAGCCUUCCUGACAUCCACUCCCACCCCAGCCUGGUGGCUUCUGACACCCACUCGAGAAGGAAGAUGGAGUUGAAGAAGAGGCCUCAAUCAGGGAAUUCCUCCACAUCCAAGAGCACGUCGCCCACUCUGACCCCGUCUCCUUCCCCGACGCCCAAACCUCCCACCGGGCAGGGAGACUCGCUGUCCUCCAACUCUUCCCAUCCUCGCUCCAAGAGCAGUGGUGGCUCCAGCAGUGGAACCAUAACUGAUGAAGAUGAGCUGUCUAGUAUUUUGAAGAAACUGUCGCUCGAGAAGUACCAGCCCAUAUUUGAGGAACAGGAGGUGGACAUGGAGGCAUUCCUGACUCUAACAGAUGGUGACCUGCGGGAGCUGGGCAUUAAAACGGACGGACCCAGACAACAGAUCUUGGCCGCCAUAUCAGAGCUCAAUGCUGGAAAGGGCCGAGAAAGGCAGAUCCUUCAAGAGACCAUCCAUAACUUCCAGUCUUCCUUUGAUAGCAGCGCCAGUAACCCCCGACAGCCGGGCGAACCACGCUCACCCACGGGUUGGAUGAGACACCAGGUCCGUUCCUCCAACAAAAGGUAACGCAGCAGCCCUGAAGCCCAGCAGGGAGUGCACCAAAGGUACUUAAAAUAAGAGUAAAAUGUCGUGGACCUCUAGCCAAGGCAUGAAUAAUAUGGAUGCCGGUGUCCCAGACAACUUGGGGCGUUAACACAAGAGGAUGCUGCAGCAAAAAAAACAACCAGACCCUGAUUUUCUGCCUCCAGGCACAAACUGCAUCAAAGUAUUUGUCUUAUGGAUCCUAAAACAGGGGGGGUGUGACAGGGCUGGCUGAGUCCAGUGCCCUGCUGCUAUUUGACAAAACCCACGGUGUGUGACAAGUGAUAUUGUUUUUGCCAUUGUGAUACGAUUACCUCAUCUACUGCUAACGCAGGUCAUGGGGGACACAGAUACACAGCUGAGGGAGAGGGAGAUUUUCAUUUUUAUCUGAAAAGAAUGUGAGAAGUACAGCAUAAUGUAUUGUAAAGUAAGUCGGGAGAACAGAAGAGAGAGAUCCUGAGUAUAACAAUAAAAUACAAUUAAACAGACACUAGCCAGUAAUACUGUGAAAAAGACUUUUAAAUGUAAUGACUCAAAAAGGAAAGAAUAUGAGGGGAAAGGGACAUGUCAGUCUCU
This is a messenger RNA of Etheostoma cragini (Arkansas darter), 3666 nucleotides long. RefSeq names its product ankyrin repeat and SAM domain-containing protein 6-like. Gene Ontology annotation, cellular component: cytoplasm. Gene Ontology annotation, biological process: innate immune response. The record is from RefSeq and is a predicted model, not a curated record. Gene Ontology annotation, molecular function: protein binding. The transcript is spliced from 18 exons. Bases 292 to 3075 code for a protein of 927 amino acids. NCBI's taxonomy places the organism in Eukaryota, Metazoa, Chordata, Actinopteri, Perciformes, Percidae.